This is a messenger RNA of Triticum aestivum (bread wheat), 1276 nucleotides long. Its product is annotated as epoxide hydrolase A. Lineage: Eukaryota; Viridiplantae; Streptophyta; Magnoliopsida; Poales; Poaceae. The coding region runs from base 183 to 1013 and encodes 276 amino acids. Gene Ontology annotation, molecular function: catalytic activity. The transcript has 4 exons. The record is from RefSeq and is a predicted model, not a curated record.
CAGAACCUCAGAGCACCAGCCGUGCGCGUGCAGCGAGCGAGUCAACUAAGCCAUGGAGGAGAACGGCGAACGCCGACGUGAACGGCGUGUCCCUGCACGUGGCCGAGCAGGGCCCCGCCGACGGCCCGGCGGUGCUCCUCCUACACGGCUUCCCGGAGCUGUGGCUUUCGUGGCGCCACCAGAUGGCCGCUCUUGCCGCGCGCGGCUUCCGCGCCCUGGCCCCCGACCUCCGCGGCUUCGGUGACUCCGACGCUCCGGCUGACCCCGCCGCCUACACCGUCCUCCAUGUCGUUGGCGACAUCGUCGCGCUCCUCGAUCACCUUCGCCUCACCAAGGUGGUGGUAGUGGGGCAUGACUUGGGUGCGCAGGCAGCGUGGCAUCUGUGCCUGUUCCGGCCGGACCGGGUGCUUGCCAUCAUCGCGCUGGGGGUGCCGUACUUCCCACGCUCCCCUCGACCAGUGACGGAGAUGUUCGCGGCGCGUGGCGAUGGGUUCUACAUCACGCAGUACCAGGAGCCCGGAAGAGCUGAAAGGGCAUUCAAUCGGCACGAUGCUGGAACCGUCUUAAAGAAGUUCUACUCCAUUGAAUUAGACGACCUCACUGCUCCUCCUGGAGUGGAGAUGAUAGACUUUUUGGAGGCAUCAUCAUCCCCACUUCCUUGGAUGACUGGGGAAGAACUGGGUCAGUAUGCCGAGAAGUUUCAGAAGUCUGGCUUCACCGGGCCACUCAACUACUACCGCAUGAUGGACACGAAUUGGAUGCUUACCGCGCCAUGGCAUGGCGCGAAGAUCACGGUGCCUGCAAAGUUUAUCGGGGGUGAGAAGGACACUGGUGUCAAGUCCUUUGGAAUCAAACACUACAUCGAGAGCGGAGCUUUCAAGUUCAGUGUUCCAAAUCUUGAGGUCGCCAUCAUUGAAGGUCACCAUUACCUCCAGCAAGAGCAGGCCGAGAAGGUGAACUCUGAGAUAUUCUCCUUCCUGGACAAGUUAUUUGGUGAGGAGACACCGAAAUAGCCUUACUAAGAAAUUAGCAAACAUAUGGUGUAUGAACUGGUUUUGGAUAUGUGAGUUAGUUUUCAUGAACUGUAAAACGGCAAAGCUCAUAGAACUAUAUAUAUACUCGAAUAAAUGUCAGAGUAGUAGCUAUAACUAUAACCAUUUGUUGAGUUGAUCACGUAUACAAGAGAUAGCAUGUAAAGUACCAAGUAUUUAAAACGAGGUUUGAAGAAAUUGUAUACCAUUGUUAUCUUAGCAGAAGACAAAAGGUACCUUCAGAA